AUGGCUUCCCCUUUAUGCUGUUGUGACGCAAACUUGCGCUUACACGUCGCUACAGAAGUGAAGAGGGAGACCAAGACAGAAGCAGCAGCGGCUCCAAACAAGACCACCACCACUAAAGCAAAGUCUACGAAGCGCAAAGCCGAGGAUGAUACUCCCGCUGCUGCGCCGGCCAAGAAGGCCAAGACCAUGACAAAGGGUGCUGUCAUCAACGAACCACCCACACAACGCCUUAACAUCUACGUCUUUGGCGAGGGUACCGCAGGCGAGCUCGGUCUUGGCACGGCGAAGAACGCUAUCGAUGUUAAGCGUCCGCGUCUCAACCCCAAUCUGGCUGCCGACAAGGUUGGUGUCGUCCAGUUGUCUGCCGGCGGCAUGCAUGUCGUCGCACUUACGCACGACAACAAGAUCUUGACGUGGGGUGUUAACGAUCAGGGUGCGCUUGGCAGAGAUACCACGUGGGAAGGUGGACUCAAGGAUAUGGAUGCUGCGGAUGAUGACGACGAUGAUGAUGACGAGGACGACAACGGGCUUAACCCAAAGGAAAGCACGCCCGGUGAGGUCGACUUCUCCACCUCUGACAUUGCCGACGGCACACGCUGGGUGCAGGUCGUAGCUGGUGACUCGUGCUCUUUCGCACUGACGGACGACGGUUUCGUCUACGGGUGGGGCACCUUCCGCGGCAACGAAGGCAUCUUUGGCUUCAAUCCCACUACCAUUACCGCUAACCGCCCGGUCCUGGUGCCCGAACUGAAAAAGAUCACUCACAUCGCUGCCGGCGCGAACCACGCUCUCGCUCUCGCCUCCAACGGCGCAGUCUUCGCCUGGGGUUCGGGCCAACAAAACCAACUCGGUCGUCGCGUAGUGGAGCGCACCAAGACCGAGGGCCUGAAGCCUCGCGAGUUCGGCCUACCCAAGGGCGCAAAGAACGGCAUCGUCGCCAUCGAAACAGGAAGCUACCACAGCUUCGCCAUCGACAAAGCCGGCAAUGUCCACGCCUGGGGCCUGAACAACUAUGGCGAGACCGGCAUCCCGGAUAACGCAGGUGCAGACGAAGCGUUCGUCCUCAAACCUCGCAUCAUCGAAGCGCUGCAAGGCAAGAAAGUGAUCAGCAUCAAAGGCGGCGGGCACCACUCUCUCUGCGCGACCGAAGACGGCGACUGCCUGAUUUGGGGUCGUAUCGAUGGUGGCCAGAUCGGCAUCUCCGAAGACACUAUCAAGGCUAUGCCCGAAGACAAGGUCAAAAGCGACGAAAGCGGCCGUCCGCGUAUUCUUCUCGUUCCGACUAAGGUUUCUGCUAUCGAAGGCGCGGUCAGCCAUGUAACUACCAGCAGCGACCACAAUAUUGUCAUCACCAAGGAGGGCAGGGCGUGGAGUUGGGGAUUCAGUGCGAACUACCAGACGGGCCAGGGCACGACGGAGGAUGUCGAGGUGGCGACGUUGAUUGAUAAUACUGCUGUACGCGAGCAGAAGCUCAAUUUUGCGACGGCGGGUGGCCAGUUUGGGAUUGUUACUUCACUUGCGGAAUCGCCGUGA
Molecule: messenger RNA, 1533 nt
Organism: Baudoinia panamericana UAMH 10762
Lineage: Eukaryota; Fungi; Ascomycota; Dothideomycetes; Mycosphaerellales; Teratosphaeriaceae
Exons: 2
Coding region: 1-1533 (510 amino acids)
Cellular component (GO): cytoplasm
Molecular function (GO): guanyl-nucleotide exchange factor activity
Source: RefSeq, a predicted model, not a curated record